Molecule: messenger RNA, 393 nt
Organism: Dichomitus squalens LYAD-421 SS1
Lineage: Eukaryota; Fungi; Basidiomycota; Agaricomycetes; Polyporales; Polyporaceae
Product: transthyretin
Exons: 4
Coding region: 1-393 (130 amino acids)
Biological process (GO): purine nucleobase metabolic process
Molecular function (GO): hydroxyisourate hydrolase activity
Source: RefSeq, a predicted model, not a curated record
AUGUCCAAGUCACCGGUAACCUGCCAUGUGCUGGAUUCCUCUGUCGGCAGGCCAGCCGCGGGAGUGCCUGUACAGCUCCAAAAACUCAAGUCCGCCGAUGGACCCACAGCCGGAUUUGAUGUGCUCGCCGAUGGUGUAACCGAUCACGACGGUCGCUGUAUGCAGCUGUACCCUGAGGCCGGCCCCGGACAGAAGAGGGAAGACCUCAUCAAACUCCAAGCCGGGAACCUCUACAAGGUCGUCUUCAAGACAAAGGACUACUUCGAAGGUACUGGCCGGAAGUCCUUCUAUCCAUGGGUUGAGAUCACCUUUGAGGUGCCCAGCCCAACGGAGCACUAUCAUAUACCAUUGCUCAUCAGCCCAUAUUCGUACACGACAUACCGCGGCAGCUAG